AACAACACAUCUCUAGAGUUUGCAUACUAAAGUCACACUACGUAAUCGCUCUGCAUUGCGAAAGGGAGCAUCCUAAAUGAUUACUUUCACUUUAACAAAGGCGUCUCCUUUAGUGAUACUACAGAUACGUUAUUGAAUCUGCAUUUAGUUGUGUUGGAAAAGUUUGAAAAUGAAGCAUGUUUCAAAUCUGCUGUCUUUGCUCAUGGAUUUUCUCGUGUACGGUGCAUCAGGUGUUGAAGUGUCAGUGUUUGUGAUGAAGGGAGAUUCAGUCACUCUACACAAUGAUUUUGAAAGAAACCCAAAUUGGGUUAAAUGGGAUUUUCAUGACAUUAUCAUAGCUGAAAUCCAUAGAUAUCGUGGAUAUAUCUGUACAAAUGACCCGUGUAAAGAGAGAUUCAGAAACAGACUGAAGCUGGAUCAUCAGACUGGAUCUCUGACCAUCAUGAACACCAGAAUCACAGACUCUGGAGAUUAUCAACUAUGGACCGCUGGUAGCAGAAAGGGCAACAGUAAAAGGAUCUUCACUGUUGUUGUUCGUGGAUUUUCAGGUGUUGAUACAGAUGAUUUGUCAGUGUCAGUGGAGGAGGGAGAUUCAGUCACUCUACAAAAUGAUGUUGAAAUGAACAAACAAGACAGAAUUAGAUGGUAUUUUAAUGAGGCUAUUAUCGCUGAAAUCACUGGAGAUCUCAGUUAUAUAUGUACAGACAUUCAGUGUAAAGAGAGAUUCAGAGACAGACUGCAGCUGGAUCAUCAGACUGGAUCUCUCACCAUCACAAACAUCACAAUCACAGACUCUGGACUUUAUGAUUUGCUGAUCAAGACCAAUAGCAGAAUCAGUGCAAGUAUUUUCUUUGUUUAUGUAAAUGGUGUUUCUUCUGCUGAACGAGAUAAACUGAAAAGAAAGUCAGUGAAGGAAGGAGAAUCCAUUACUUUAGAUCGUGGAGUAGGAAAAAAACCAAAUGAUUUGGUAAUGUGGUAUUUUAAUGACAGUCGCAUUGCUGAAUUCAGUGGAGUUCAGAGUAAGAAUUGUACAGAUGAUCUUUAUAAAGAGAGAUUCAGAGACAGACUGAAGCUGGAUCAUCAGACUGGAUCUCUGACCAUCACAAACACCAGAACCACAGACUCUGGACUUUAUAAACUACAGAUCAACAGCAGCAACAGAAUCACCAUCUUAAAGAGUUAUACAGUUGCUAUCACUAGUUUUCUCAGAAUUAAUACAGAUGGAUUGUCAAUGUUUCUGAUGGAAGGAAGUUCAGUCACUUUAUGCACCAAUGAUAAAGCAAACCACAAAGAUGAUAUUAGGUGGUAUUUUUAUGACAUUCUCAUCGCACACAUCACUGAAGAUCACAGUAAGACCUGUACAGAUGUUCAGUGUGAAGAGGGAGAUGAGAGAUUCAGAGGCAGACUGAAGCUGGACAAUCAGACUGGAUCUCUGACCAUCACAAACACCAAAACCACAGACUCUGGACUUUAUAAACUACAGAUCAGCAGCAGCAGUGGUGACAGCUUUACUAACAAGACCUUCAUUGUAGUUGUUCAUGGUUUCUUCAGUAUUGAUACAGGUGGAGUACAUGUGUUUUUGAUGGAGGGAGAUUCAGUCACUCUACACACUGAUGUUAAAACAACACAACAAGAAAAUAUUAGAUGGUAUUUUAAUGACACUCACAUCGCUCAAAUCACUGGAGAUCUCAGUUAUAUCUGCACAGAUGUUCGGUGUAAUGGUGGUAAUGAGAGAUUAAGAGACAGACUGAAGCUGGAUCAUCAGACUGGAUCUCUGACCAUCACAGACACCAGAACCACAGACUCUGGAGACUAUCAACUAAUGUUCAACAACAGCAUCAGUGGUGUUCUUCAACUCUUCAGUGUUGUUGUUCAUGAUGUUUCUGCUGCUGAAAGAGAUAAAAUGAAGAGAAAGUCAGUUAUGGAGGGAGAAUCUGUAAUUUUAGAUUCUGGUGUAAUAAAAAACCCAAAUGAUUUAAUGACGUGGUAUUUUACUGAUAUUUGCAUCGCUGAAAUCAAGAGAGAUAUCAGGUAUAUCAGUACAGAUGUUCAGUGUGGAGAUGGUGAUUUGAGAUUCAGAGACAGACUGAAGCUGGAUCAUCAGACUGGAUCUUUGACCAUCAUCAACACCAGAGAGCUGGACUCUGGAGUUUAUCAACUACAGAUCAACAACAGCAGAUUCAGCAUUUCAAAGGGAUUCAGUGUUACUAUCACUGAUUAUAUAGGUAUUGGUACAGGAGUGUUAGUUACUGUGACGGAGGGAGAUUCAGUCACUCUACAAACUGGUGUUAAAACAAAAGAACAGAAAAUUAUUAAGUGGUAUUUUAAGGCUAUUUGCAUCGCUCAAAUCACUGGAGACCUCAGUUUUAUCUGUACAGAUGUUCAGUGUAAUGAAGGUAAUGAGAGAUUCAGAGGCAGACUUAAACUGGGUAAUCAGACUGGAUCUCUGACCAUCACAAACACCAGAACCACAGACUCUGGAGAUUAUCAACUAAAGAUCAACAACAGCAGAUUCAGUGAGAAUACCUUCAUGAUUUCAGUUCAUGAGCCUACUACCAGGGAAGUGUUUGGCAGCAUUGAACAAAAAAGUAUUACAGCCUUUGUGACGGAGGGAGAUUCAGUCACUCUAUUCACUGAUGUUAAAACAAACCAACAAGAAGAUAUUAGAUGGUAUUUUAAUGGCAUUCUCAUCGCAGAAAUCAAUGGAGAUCUCAGUUAUAUCUGCACAGAUGUUCAGUGUUAUGGUGGUGAUGAGCGAUUCAGAGACAGACUGCAGCUGGAUCUUCAGACUGGAUCUCUGACCAUCACAGACAUCAGAAUCACAGACUCUGGAGAAUAUACACUCAUCAGCAACAGAAUCAUAAGAAUGACCUUCAUUAUUACUGUUCAAGGUCAUUUUGGUGCUAAACAAGAUGAAAUUAUUGUAGUGAAGGAAGGAGAGUCCAUCACUUUAGAUAGUGAUGUAGAAAAAAGCCCAGAUGAUAUAGUGACAUUUUAUUUUAAUGACAAUCUCAUUACUGAAAUCACUGAAGAUCACAAUAAGACCUGUACAGAUGUUCAGUGUGAAGAUGCUGAUGAGAGAUUCAGAGACAGACUGAAGGUGAAUCAGUCGUCUGGAUCUCUGACCAUCACAAACACCAAAACCACGGACCUUGGACUCUAUAAACUGAAGAUCACCAGCAACAGCAACAACAUUAGUAUCAUUAGCUUUAAGAGAUUCAGUAUUAAUGUCACUGCUGUUUCAGAUUCAGGUCUGUCUUCAGAUACUGUAGCAGGAAUAUGUGCUGCUGCUGUUGUUGUUGUUCUGCUGUUCAUUGCUGUAGUUGCUGCUGUGGUUUACUAUCACAGGCCUCAAGCAGGACAAAAUGACACAAAGACGAAGCACGGUGAUCAGGCAAAUGGUGUUAAAGACUUGACUCCCAAAAAUCAGAGUGACUCUGAUCGUCUCUGGCUGAAGACUAUCAGUGACUCAUCCCCUAAUGAGACUGAGAUUGAGGGUGCCAAUGAGACACCAAUGUAACAUUUAUUAUUUUAAUACUUUCAUUGAAAGGGACAGUGAAGAGACAAUGGGAAACAGGAAAGGAUGAUCAGCUGAAACAAAGAAACGUCACUCACAGUGGAAUUUUACCUCAACAACAAUGUCAGUUAAUUCAAUUCAUUUUCACAGGGCAGCUGUCAGUCAAACAACACACAGUUGAGCCUAUACUACCGAUACUAGUAAUUUCAAACCUUUACAGAUUCAGAAUUAGCAUCUUGACACCACAUGAGAGGAAUAUCUGAUAAGUUGAUAGCACUUUGUAUUUUAUUUUAUUUUAAUUUUAUUUUAUUUUUUUGGCAUGUCAGAGAUUUGUGCUUAAAGGUUCAAAUCCUGCAAGGGUUUUAAUCUUAAACUCUGAAUCUCAGGAACUGAGCCUGUAGUAACUGCACUGAAAAACACUAUGGAGAAAACCGGCAACAAAUGCCAAAAUGUGUUUUUGUAACAUAUUUGUAUUGUUAUAUAUUCCAUAAGUAUUAAUUUGCUGACAAAUAAGCUUUUUACUGCUUUUAAAGGGUUUGUUCAUCCAAAUCUUAAAAUUAUGUCAUUAAUGACUCCCUCAUGUCUUUCCAAACCCGUGAGACCUCCGUUUAUCUUCAGAACACUCUUUAA
Messenger RNA from Carassius auratus (goldfish), 4147 nucleotides. RefSeq names its product titin-like. Bases 170 to 3520 code for a protein of 1116 amino acids. Lineage: Eukaryota; Metazoa; Chordata; Actinopteri; Cypriniformes; Cyprinidae. The transcript has 14 exons. The record is from RefSeq and is a predicted model, not a curated record.